This is a messenger RNA of Prunus armeniaca (apricot), 297 nucleotides long. The record is from the annotation of a GenBank genome assembly. Lineage: Eukaryota; Viridiplantae; Streptophyta; Magnoliopsida; Rosales; Rosaceae.
AUGAAGGAGUAUGGUUGCCACGUGACUUUGGGCUUGUCCCUCCUAACCCACAACCUAGCCCACGAAGCUAUUAGAGAAAUAUUCAUUGCUGCUCUGGAGUUGAGGGAGAAGAGGACUGUUAGGCAAAUAAAGGGGCAGAGAACUACACAGAAUCGGAUUGAGGAGGUGCAAGAGGAAGAGCCAGAGCCAGAGCCAGAGCCGGAGGAGGAAGAGCCAGACCCACAGAAGGAAGAGCCAAAGAGAAAGAAAAUACGGUGGAACAAAUUAAGGAAUAGGCCGAAGAGGCGUAGGCACUGA